UUUAGUUUACAAGAUGGCGGAUCUCGUCUUCACUGUGACACCCGAUAAACAUUAGCUAAACCUUGUCAUGGAUAGAAAUUGAGAAUAAAUUGAUCACAGAAAAGUACAGAAGAAGACAUAAACAAGCAAAAUGCCCACUGCUGAAGUAGCCCAACAGAUGACCCCGUCAACAUAUGGCAACAUCGGGAAGGUGAAAACCGACAUUCUUCCUACAGGCGUGGCACCAGCUGGCAGGGUCAACAAAAAUGGACUGGAAGUCACAGAACAAGUCUUGUGGCAGGGCUGGGAGCCUGGGAGAGAGUAUACCAAGAAUAUCGUCCUCAAGAACAUACAGAUCAAAACACAAAAGCUAAGAUACAAAGUUCCAAGUUCCCGUUUCUUCAGCACUGUGUACCCAAAGGCUAUUGUACUUAGUGCUGGCACUAGUUUCACUCUCCCCAUCACAUUCCGUCCUCUGGAGAAAAAACAGUAUGAGGACAAGAUUCAGUUCAGGACUAAGGAUGGGGACUUUGAGAUCUGUAUCAAAGCUAUUCUACCACAGACUGUCAUUGACAGUCCAGCACGCCUGGACUUCAACAUGUGUGCCUCCAAGGACUUUGUGGACAUGACAUUUGAAGUUGUAAACACUGGAGAUGUAGAGACCAGCAUUCAGUGGGAGGUGAAGGAACCAUUCGUCAUCGAGCCAACAGAAGCCAACCUCCCAGUCAGGUCCUCCUGUCAGUUCAAGGCCACCUUCAAACCAGAGGGAGCUACGGUUUAUGAAGCAGAAGCCUUAUGCAAGUAUGGAGUCGACGGAACCUUAUCGAAAGUUACAAAACUCAAGGGGAUUGGUAAAUAUCCCCACCUGCUGGUGUCGAGCCCAGGUAAACCUGCCAGCAACCUCAACAGAGACAACCUGGAGGCUGCCGUGCAUUUUGGGAAAACACCAGUAGGAUCUGCCGUAACCAAGUGGGUAGAACUGCACAAUCUGUCUCCAGUGAGGGCUCCAUUCUGUGUAGAACACCCAACAGGUAUCAGCAGGAUCGACACUGUGUUCCAUUGUCCCCAGAAGAUAGGCAUCGUUCCUCCGAUGUCAUUGGUUAGAAUACCGCUGAUGUUCAGCCCAAAUACAGUUGACACCACCAGCAUCGACUACUUUAACAUUGCUGCUGUUGGCAACAUCAGCCACAGCAUUGUCAAGUGCACUGGUUCCUCCAAAGGUCCAACAGUACAACUGAGCUCAAACGUUGUCAACUUUAUGGAGGUCGACUUUGGUCAGACUGGGACUCGCACUGUAGACAUUGUCAACAGCAGUGAUGUGGAGGCAGUGUACCAGUUUAUGAUCGACUGUGACGAGAGUGUGUUCAAGUUCCAGUUCAUGUCAGGUGUCCUAAAGCCCAACUCUGUGCAGACUGUCAUCCUCCAUUUCACACCCACCCACCCCAUCAACUACUACAGGAGGGUCACCUGCCUCAUCCAUAACCAGGGUCCUCUGUUCCUGGACAUGCUCGGGACCUGUCACUCCGAGAUGGUCAAGCCAGCGGUCCUGCUGAAGAAACACCUUGACCGCUUCAAGAUGCAUGUGGAGAGAGGGUUUUCCAUGUACCCUCCAGAGCAACUGAAUGAGCUGCUGAGGGAAGGCAAGCUCGAGACUGAUGAGGAAGGGCUACUCAGGAUAGCUCAGACGGAACCAGUUGAGAUGAAGGAGAACGAAACAUUGACGCCAAGCGUCCCUCCGACAGAUGAAUACUUCAACGAUGGAUUCCACUGUGACCUUGUAAACUUUGUCCCACAUGUGAGCACAGAUGUCCACUUGGCUGACUUUGGCAACUGUCAGAAUCUGAGAGUCAUUGAAGACAAGACUGUGAAUAUCACCAACCACACCAAGGGCAAGGUCACAGUGCAGUGGAUGGGAGAUGGUAGUCACAUGUUCUCGGUCUACCCCACUGUCAUGGACAUCCCUCCCCUCAAGAGCUGCUCCUUCCGAGUCUCAUUCAAGCCGAAUGCCCCAAAUCAGCUGUAUGGAGCCGAGUUGGAGUGUUUUGUGUUCUACAAGAGCCUGCGUGACUAUCGUCUGGUAGAGGAGGUCACCCACUGCCCACCAUGGUGUUUGACUGUCAGCUGUACAGGUCACACCUUCAUGCCCAACAAUGAGACCUUCCUGCCACGUUACAAUGUCAACAGCCCCAAGUUGGUGUUCCCAGCGGUGAACGCCAAGGAGUCGACGUACCGCACACUGUGUGUACAGAACAAGGGCACCACACCCAUACUGUUUGAUUUGGAGAAAGACCCUAGCAACACAUUUGCCAUAAAGCCGGCCAAAGGUCUUCUGAAAGAGGGUGUGCAGAUUUUCGUGGUGAAGUGUACACCCUCUGAAGUGAAGACCUAUCAUCACGCCAUGCUGCUCAAGCUUAAUGAUAAUGACAAGUACAGCAGGGCUCUCCAGCUGUGUGGGUCAGCAGAGUCUGCAGAAGUCAUGAUGGAUUCCGGCGGAGUGAUGUUCUUCAAGCCUACCUGUGUGGGGACAGCCUCAAAGAGGACAUACUCCAUCAAGAACGUCUCCAGAAUACCUCUCAGGUUUGAGUGGAAGUUGAAUCAUGCGGACUCCAAGCUGCUGAAGGUUCAACCUGACUGUGGCAUCAUUCAUCCUAAUGAAUCACAGAGCCAGACAUGGUCGUUCAUCCCUGGGGGUGAGGAGAAGUAUGUGAUGAAGCCGAGCCUCAUUGCGUGGGGGCAGGGCUUCAUGAACAACUCAUCUGGGGGCAAGAAGAAACAGUUCAAGCUGCGUGCUAUCGGGGAGGGAUCACUCGGGGAGAUAUUGGCAGAGGAGAAGUACUUUGACUUUGGUGACAUCGUCGUUGGUAGCUCUGCCUCCCACCACAUCACCCUGUACAACAGCAGCAACUGCAGCCUCCACUUCCGACUGCUGCUUGACCAGCAUGUUGAUGGCCCGUGCGCAGACAGUAUCAUGAGGAGUGACAAGAUGGGCCUGGAUCUGGAGACCAUGGAGGGAGUGUUGCCAGCCAGAUCCAGACAGACAAUACUCCUCACAGUACGCCCACUCAGGAGGGUCACCUACCAGUACAGUGUGUCCUACCAGCUCCUCACACCGGAAGGCACCAAGUCCCAGGCAUCGGUGCAGGAACUGAAGCAUCUGUGCCACAUCCUCAUGACGGGGGUGUUCCCCAUCAUGGCCGUCACGGACGCCCGCUGCUACGGCAGCGCCAUCGGAAUCAGCAAGAAACAGCUGUGGAACCUCUUCUCUCUUGACAACAUGAACGUGUGCCUGGACUCUGACCCUUCAGCGGAGGAACUCAUGUACAACGUCUCCACCAGACACAGCCAUCGGCGCCGUCCACCAGUGUACACCCGAGCUAUCCUGGACUUCAACUUUAGUGCAGCUCCCUUGGACAGUGAACCUUGUGUGGUCAACCUGAUGUUUGAGAACACAGGCACUGUUCCAACAGACUGGUCCUUCCUGUUCCCAUCUGACCUGCACCUGGAGUUGGAGUACUGGGCAGAGACUGGGGAGUUUGAUGAGGACGAACUGCACCAGAUGAAGGUGAUGGACAACAAGCUGUUCAGUAUCGAACCAAAGCGGGGUAGGAUGGCACCAGGAGAUACUCAGACAGUGACCUUCACCUACAACCACACCAUGGCUGGAACUGACCGUCUGCCUGUACUGCUCAAACUCUCAAAGGGCAGGGAAAUACUGCUGAACUUCAUUGGAGUGACCGUGGAGCCGGAGAGGCAUUACAUCCACUUCCCCUCCAACAAGCACCUAUUCACUCCUGUCCCUGUAGGAGAGCAGAACAGCCCCAAACAGGUGUAUGAGCUGUACAAUGGGGGAGCUGUGCCAGUCAGGUACGAGUUCGACCUCACACCGCUGGAACUCAUCAGACAGGAGAACUUUGACCAGCCAAUCUUUGAGUGUCUGAACCCUAUUGGUGAGAUCCCGCCAGGACGGUCCGUGGCACUGGAGUGGAGGUUCUCUCCCUUGGAGGCCAAGACGUACAUGAUCGACGUGCCAGUCCAUGUCCAUCAAGGUGACACAGCCAUCAUCACCUUCACCGGGGUAGGGUUUGACAAGCGGGUGAUGGGAGACACCAUGCCCAUCACAGACCAGCAUGACCUUACUGGCGUACCCAGCGUGCAGAGUGUGGCGAUACCUGGACAGCUUGUGUACCUGUCCCGAGAGCGUGUCUCCUUCAGCAACAUGCCUCUCUUCAGUCUGGCCAGGCAGAUGGUGUUUGUCAUCAACAAAUCCCAACAACGACCAGUGUCCUUCGAAUGGCAUGUCACAUCUCAAGCCGACAGCAAGUGUCUGUCCAUCUCACCGGUCAGGGGUCAACUGGAACCUGGGGGUACUGGGAUGUGCAGAGUUACCUUCCUUGCUGCUGGGGUGCCAUCAUUCUAUGACCUUGAUCUUGUGUGUGAGGUGACAGAUGAGUAUGAGAUGGGAGAGUACAGGAAGAGUCUGUCUGACUGGGAGGCGGAGAAGGAGCGUCAGAGACAAGAGUUUGUCAUCACAGAGAAUGACCUCAAUGCUGACCUCAGACUGACUGAUGAUGUGGAAGUGGUGGAGCGUCCUUCAUCCCGCCUCGCAUCUCUGGACGACUACCGGUCAACACCCAGCCCGGACGGUGAAUUGACCAGAUACAGGACACUACCUCCCAUCAAGCAGAAGUCUUCUGAUGAGGUGAAGGCUGAAGAAAGACGGAGGAAGAGGAAGGAGAAGGAAUUGUGGGAGAAACCAGUACCACCCCGCCCCUUCCUGCUCCACCUGGGCCUGACAGCACGCACACACGACGUGCGAGAGUUCCAGGAGAACUUCCCCGAUCAUUACAGGAAGUUCUACAUAGACAGGUCUCUGAGUGAGAAGCUGGGCAAGGCUGCAGAGAAGAAAGAGGAGAUGGCCUUCGUCACAAACACCAUCCAGUGCAACCAGGCUGAGGCCAACAUCAUCUCAGGCGUCCUCAGCAAUGUCCUCAGGGGCCUGUUGGACGAUGCAUAUUUCCAAGAAGCUGUCAAGACAGUGUCCAAGGAAGAGAUCCCCUACUUCAGACAAUUUGGUCAGCGGCCAAAGACGGUGCCACUUUCUGCUAAAGAAUCUGAGAGACAAGUAGGGUCCAGACACAGUUCAGUCGGGGGUACACCUGCCAGGGAGACCACCAGCCGAGAAGGUGGGAGCAGGGCAUCACUGGCAUCGGUGGAGGAUGUUGCGAGGACCCCCAACAGUGUAGACAGUAGGAUGUCGUCAGUCAGCCUACACAGCCAGAAGGGUUCUGUAACAGCUGGAAGUGUACAGUCCUUGGUUCGAUCAGCAGCUCCAUCACAGCAUCCGUCCCGCACCGACUCCAGACGUGCCAUCGAACUUGAGAAGCAAACACACCAGAAACAGGCUAUCAAGAAAACAUCUGAGUUUGGCAACUCCUUGGAAUCUGUGCUGGAGAACACCCUCUUGAACAUCAUGACGGAAGCCCUAUCUGAAGAGUACAACAUCACAGCGCGUCCACGGUUCAUCGCUCUUCCUAAACGUCCAUCCUCCGUCGGCAGUCGGACUGGCCGACUCUGAACAUUCACAGUUAUGAAGCACUGUCAACCCAAUAGAUUUCAGUACUCUGUACAAGUGGAGAAACACAACAGAAUUGAUUGAAGCUUCUGGAUUGGAAGUUAUCUUGACUGUGAUUAUAGACUUGAAAUUGAGCCUGUAUAUAUAUUUUUGUGUAAUAAUAUUGUAUAUAACCAUUUUCCUAUGGAACCAAACUAGUUACCGAGUAUGAUCAGUUGUGGAAAUGAAUAUUCCUUAAAGCUAUUCUUGUAUUUUCUGUUAAAAUGUAUGACUGAUGAUUGAUUCAUUUUGGAUUUGGAUAAAGUAUGUUACCAUUACGUUAUAAUUGUUUUCAAGAAUAGGCUGGUGUGUUGUCAGGUUGUCGUGACGUUAAUCCUUAGUUUCCAUAUAUUUCCAUAUUUUUUUGUGAAUCUUUUUACAUUUGCAACAUUUAUCAAGAACUGGCUAAAAGAUAAUAGAUUAUCAUGUAAUACUGAACUGAAAUCAUUGUCUUUUAAAAAACUGUAUAAAUGAGCUGUUAAAAGAAGAAUUUCUUAAAUCUGAACAAACAUUUCUCAGAGAAUGUAAACUUAUGCUUAAAACUGAUCAUGGAAACUGACAUUUUAUUUUAAAGAAGUAAGACUGAAUUGUGUGUAGAUAUACUUUACAAAAUGUAUGUGAUAAACGUCAUACCUUUGACUGUAUUCAUGUUGAUAUUGAGUCAGUCUGUUUUCUUUCCAAUUCCCAGUUGUGUUGUACAGUACUAAUAUAUUGAAGUCUGUGAUACGUUCCUGCUAGUAUUCCUGUACAGAACAGUAUUCGUUCCUGUUACAUUUACAGCCAUGAUCCGUCCAGCUUGGUGUGUAGAUUGGAGGAGGAAUAAACAAGGACCAUUUUG
Molecule: messenger RNA, 6428 nt
Organism: Haliotis rubra (blacklip abalone)
Lineage: Eukaryota; Metazoa; Mollusca; Gastropoda; Lepetellida; Haliotidae
Product: cilia- and flagella-associated protein 65-like
Exons: 43
Coding region: 131-5554 (1807 amino acids)
Source: RefSeq, a predicted model, not a curated record